Castor canadensis (American beaver) is the source of this 1506-nucleotide messenger RNA. The record is from RefSeq and is a predicted model, not a curated record. NCBI's taxonomy places the organism in Eukaryota, Metazoa, Chordata, Mammalia, Rodentia, Castoridae.
GCGGGCGCCGCGCGACUCCACCCGUGGUGGGGCGGGGGCGGCCGGCCGGCGGGGCCCCUCGCGGGUGGCCUGUCCAGCUCGCCCUCGGAGAUCUUGCAGGAGCUGGGGAAGGGGAACACGCAGCCGCAGCCCGGGGCGUCGCCUCCUGCAGCCCCGCCGGCGCCCGGUCCCAAGGACAGUCCCGGGGAGACAGACGCGUUCGCCAACAGCGAGGGCAAAGAGCUGGUGGCCGCAGGCGAAAAUAAAAUAAAACAGGGUCUGUUACCUAGCUUGGAAGAUUUGCUGUUCUAUACAAUUGCAGAAGGACAAGAAAAAAUACCUGUUCAUAAAUUUAUUACAGCACUCAAAUCUACAGGAUUGCGAACGUCUGAUCCCAGGUUGAAAGAGUGUAUGGAUAUGUUAAGAUUAACUCUUCAAACAACGUCAGAUGGUGUCAUGCUAGACAAAGAUCUUUUUAAAAAAUGUGUUCAAAGCAACAUUGUUUUGUUGACACAAGCCUUUAGAAGAAAGUUUGUUAUUCCUGACUUUAUGUCUUUUACCUCACACAUCGAUGAGCUAUAUGAAAGCGCUAAAAAGCAGUCUGGAGGAAAGGUUGCAGAUUAUAUUCCUCAAUUGGCCAAGUUCAGUCCUGAUUUGUGGGGUGUGUCUGUUUGUACAGUAGAUGGACAGAGGCAUUCGAUUGGAGAUACCAAAGUCCCCUUUUGUCUUCAAUCCUGUGUAAAACCUUUGAAAUAUGCCAUUGCUGUUAAUGAUCUUGGAACUGAGUAUGUGCACCGAUAUGUUGGGAAAGAGCCAAGUGGAUUAAGAUUCAACAAACUUUUUUUAAAUGAAGAUGGUAAGAAUUACUUACAAGUUGGUUGGAAAAAGAAAUACCUUGUUUUUUUAUGUAAAUGUAAGUAAAAUUUUUUUUGAAGAAAGUGAAAAGUGUUUCUAGUUUUUAAAGUUUUUCAUGGGUUUUAUGUAAAAUCUGUAGCGAUAGUUUAAUGACCUACUUUUUUAACUGAUUAUUUUUAGGUAUCUCAUGUUAUUAGACAGUGGACCACAGAGAACAUGAGGGCAAGGAAUAAGAAUUUUACUUUAUAACCACCUACAAAAGGAUAUCUUGUACUAAAAUUUCAAAUAUCUCAAAUUUGCUAAAUAUAAUUCAGUGGUAGCAGCUGGAAACAUUGGGUAUGAUUAUGACCAUAUUGAUAAUUAUUGAAACUAAAUGGUUCUAUUUGGCACAAAUGACUAAUAGUCUCUUUUAUUACAUUUGGAUGGAAUACACAUUCUAGUUUCAAAGUCAUCUUUAAAAAUUCUCUCCGUUAACAAACUGGAAGACAGAAUUUUUAAGAAGACAAAAAUAAUGUUCCAACAUUACAUGAUAAUAGUUUCAUCCAAAUUCAAAUACUUAUUAAUAUUUUAAAGAAGAACCCAUGUCUCUAAGCUUCUAGUCUACCUUUCAUUGUUAAUAGGCUUUUAUGCUUAUUUGGGCUCAUGUUGAAUUAAAUGUUGGGUGCUAUGAAG